UGAGCAACCUCUGCGGUGGUCAGAGUGUGCUUCAUGUUUGUGUAAGUGUGCAUAUUCAAACGUGAGCAAUGUCUGCAAACAGAGAAGAAAUCCACAACAAUCUCAUUGACGGACCUGAUGAUGACUACAGCGGUCCAGAGCUGCGAUAUUCAGUGCUUCAAAAUCCAGGAAAACAUAGAAAGCGGUUUUGCCAAGAACCCUUCAAGGUGGCAACAGCCUGUCUGACUGCCUUCUGCCUGAUUUUGCUCUUGAUCCUGGUGGUCACUGGUCUUCAUGCUGGCAAGACCAGUUCAUCAGGUCAGGAUUCCUCCUCCAGUGCUGCUGCAGCACACCAGCAGACAGGCUCUAUUAACGUAAAAGCUCUGACUGCUGAACUGCAGACGGCCAAGAAAGAGAAGAGUGAACUGGAGGAAAAGAAGAGUGAACUGGAGAAAGAGAAGAGUGAACUGGAGAAAAAGAAGAGUGAACUGGAGAAAGAAAAGAGUGAACUACAGAAAGAGCUGUUGCAGCUGAAGGAUAAAAUCACUAAGCUUGAGGCGACACCUGGAUCACGAAUCACUCCAGCGCCGACCACAAGUCCUUGUCCUCAAAACUGGAAGCAUUUUAACGGCAGCUGCUACUUCAUCUCGGUGACCACCAGGAGCUGGACAGACAGUCAGACGUACUGCAAGAGAUACGGAGGACACCUGGCCAUCAUCCUCACUGCUGAGGAACAAACAUUCAUAUGGGACCUGCUGCCCCGCGGAUACUGGAACGCUUACUGGUUUGGCAUUAGUGAUGAAAAAGUAGAAGAUGACUGGCACUGGGUGGAUGGAACCAAACUGGUGGGAGGUUUCUGGGAAGACGGCGAGCCCAAUAACCAUAUUAAUGAAGACUGUGGCUACAUGAUAAAGACUGAUGUUUUGACACGUGUGGCUAUAAGGAGCUGGUAUGAUGCACCCUGCUACAUGUCUUUGCCCUGGAUCUGUGAGAAACCGGCUUCAUCUUGAUCAUCAUCAUCAUCAUCACCUUUACUGAUCAUUAAUAAUACACAUACAUAGUUAACAUUGUGUUUAGAUUGUCUCAGGGUUUAAAAUGUCGAACUGCAGUCAAAAUGCAUUUAACUGUAUUUUAUAAAUCUAACAGGGUAUACAUUUGGUCAUUAUCUACAUUUGGUUUUUUUACACUAGGGUGAGUGAGCUAUUUUGUUAACUGCUUGAAUCUUAUAGAAAAUCAUAGACUAGUUUCAGUCUGAUUUGUCUUAACCUUAUGGUAGCCUAUAGGCUAUGUUUUUAGCAUGUUUAGCACAUGUUUCUCUAUGCUAUUGCUAAACUACUUGUAGUGUCUUGUUUUGUCUUUGAAAACUGUACAUGUAUUCUAUGUAGUUUAAGGGGUAACGAUUUUAAAACAGAAGUCUUAUUUUUAUGUGAGAGACAAAAGUAUUCAGCAAGAGUUAAAGAUGCAAAGAAAUAUAAACAGGCAAAAAUAUUAAAAACAUUAGCGAGUUAUAUGGGGAGUAAACGAUGACAAAGGCUUUGCCAUUUUAAAAAGACAUAAAUGUAAUAUAAAAUAAAUGAAAUAGAAAAGUAUUUUAGUGGAAAUAUUGCUGUCUAGCAAAGAUUUAUAUACAGUACUAUAGACAAGUAAUUUUGGAUGUAUCUGGUAGUUCCACUUACACACAGUAGAGGGCAGCAGCGAGUCAAUUUCUCAAAAUGCGACCCAGUCUUUAUGAAUUAGUCGUGUAUUUCACAUCACUUCAGUGUUGCUAAACUGAUGGUUCUAGGUUUAUGUUAAUACCAUGUUUUAAAGUUUUAAAGUAACACCUAUGGUUAUAGUAUGAAUUGAUUUAGAAAUCUAGUUAGGCUACACCAUAGACAGGUUACCACUCAAGUGUGCCAACUAAUACAAACGCAAGCCAAAGUCUAUGGAAAGCAACACUAACCCUGUUUUUUAUCUGAUUUGUCUCUCCUUGGCAUACAAAACAAGGUCUCAGCGACUUUGCUCUGUAGUUCCGCUUGAUAGAUUUUAGCGUUUCGUAAUUCGCACGCAUGGAUGAGUUCAGGUCGUGUCCUCUGACGUCCCGUCCUGAUUUAAUGAUUGAGGAAGAAUGUAUUUAAAUGAGGACACGGUUUUACUGUAUCAGCUUAAUCAUAGUUCAUAAACAACUCAGGUCAGACUAAAAGCACGUAGGCUACGCUGUAUUUGUGUAGCUUAAUAUGUACGCUUUUCACAUUAUUAGAAGAACUAGAACCAUCAUAGACGUUGUAUUGAAGGGGCGAAUCACAAGGGGGACAAAUCCCCUAAUUAACGCUCGACCCCCCCUUGAAGUACAUCAAAAUAAGAUGUAUGGGGGGGGGGGGGGGGUUAAUAGUUAAGAAAUAGUUUGCUCUAAUCUGUAUCUUAAAUCAUAUUAAUAAUUAAGUUAAUAGGUAACUUUAAUAUACAUUUUACCACCCCUGCAAUGGUUCAUACCAUUGUGAAUGGAUGUUUGCGCCAAAAAUACUAAUUUAGCGGUUUGAAACCGGCAAACCUAGAGCAACAGACAGUAAGGUAAGUGUUCACAAAAAAUAUUUCUUGUAAAAUAGGCAUUUAUAUUGUAGGUGUCUGUAAAACUAGAUGCAUAGUUUGUAUUUUGUUACACACUUGAUUGCACAUGGAGGUUAAACAGUAAAAUAAAACCUACGUCACGUACAGUCUUUCAUGUCAUCCCUUAAUAGGAUUAUUUAAUUUCACAAAUGUCAUUGAAAAACACUUAAUAUCCCCCAAAACACUGAAAACACAGUAACAACUUUGAUUAAUAAAUUAGAUGUGAUUAAAGAAUAUAUACAUUUGAUU
Danio aesculapii is the source of this 2814-nucleotide messenger RNA. RefSeq lists its product as uncharacterized. The coding region runs from base 69 to 989 and encodes 306 amino acids. The transcript is spliced from 6 exons. Lineage: Eukaryota; Metazoa; Chordata; Actinopteri; Cypriniformes; Danionidae. The record is from RefSeq and is a predicted model, not a curated record.